Messenger RNA from Aureobasidium uvarum, 999 nucleotides. NCBI's taxonomy places the organism in Eukaryota, Fungi, Ascomycota, Dothideomycetes, Dothideales, Saccotheciaceae. The record is from the annotation of a GenBank genome assembly.
AUGGCCCAAGACUCGUUCCUCCACCUCGCCCGCCCUCUGGGUCCCGUCCAGAUCGGCACCCAGCCCUCGACCGCUCCUCUGAACGUCAGCGUCCAGCCCCAGGCCAUUUUCGCAAUCCUCGACCACUCGCUCCGCAGACCCCAGGACCAGGAGCGCGUUAUCGGCACUCUUCUCGGUGUCCGCUCUGAGGAUGGCACAGAAGUCGAGAUCCGCAACUGCUACGCCGUUCCCCACACCGAGACCCAGGAGCAGGUCGAGGUUGACAUGGACUACCAGAAGCAGAUGCUGCAGCUGCACCUUCGCGCAAACCCCAAGGAGGUCCUCCUCGGCUGGUACGCCACCUCUUCCGACCUCAACACCUUCUCCGCCCUCAUCCAGAACUUCUACGGCCAGCAAGGCGACGGCACCUGGCCCCACCCCGCCAUCCACUUGACCGUCUCUACCGUGCCCGGAAAGGACAUUGAGGCCAAGACAUACAUUUCCGCCCCCGUCGGUGUCACCGCAGAGCGCGCCGCUGACAGCUGCCUGUUCAUUCCUGUUCCCCACGAGAUCAAGUAUGGCGAGGCUGAGCGCAGCGGUCUCGAGCUGGUUGCCGGAGCAAAGGACAGAGAGGACCGUUCGCAGAUGCUGCAGACCGACAUUGAGUCGCUGGAGCGCGCCAUCGAGCAGGUUCUCGAGAUGAUUGAGCGUGUUUCCAACUACGUCAGCAAUGUUCUGGACGAGGAGGCCGAGCCCAGCUCUGCUCUGGGUCAAUUCCUUAUGAACACUCUCAACAACCACAUCCAAGAUGUCCUUCUUGUUUCCUACCUCGCCAACACCAUCCGCACCCAAAUCGACCUGUCAAACCGCCUCGCAACCGCUGCUCUCACCAUGGGCACCGAGGCCAGCACCACUCAAGAGUCCGGCCAGAAGGGCAACAACCAGAACCAAAAACGCGGCAACAACAACAACAACAACCAAGACCGCCGCCAACAGAACCGCCCCACCACCGAGGCCUAA